Messenger RNA from Lactuca sativa (garden lettuce), 666 nucleotides. RefSeq lists its product as uncharacterized. NCBI's taxonomy places the organism in Eukaryota, Viridiplantae, Streptophyta, Magnoliopsida, Asterales, Asteraceae. The record is from RefSeq and is a predicted model, not a curated record.
AUGGCCAGAGACGAUGCCGAAUCAUCCAAAAAGGAUGGCGAAAGAGUCGGGGCUAAUUCGCCAUACUAUCUUCAUGCCGCAGACUACCCCAAACAGAUGCAGGUGAAUGAUGCUCUUACCGAUAGCAAUUACAAUGAUUGGGUUCAAGAGAUGAGAAAUUUCCUGUUUGCUAAAAACAAAAUUGAUUUCGUUGAUGGAACCAUUCCCAAACCCAUUGAUGCUUCCGCUAACUAUAUGCCAUUGAUGAGAUGUGAUGCUAUGGUAAAGGGAUGGUUGACUACCACAAUGGAGAAGGACAUCAGAUCAAGUGUCAAAUACGCAAACACUGUUGCGGAAAUAUGGGCUGAUCUAGAAGAGCAGUUUGGAAAGGAAAGCGCACCCCGUGCCUACGAAUUGAAACAAACACUCAACAACACGUCUCAAGACGUUGCUUCUGUGUCAGCUUAUUACACACGAAUGAGGAGUUUACGGGAUAAAAUUCAAACCAUAUCGCCAAUACCUCGUUGCACGUGUGGAAAGUGUACCUGCGAUCUUGGCAAAAGACUGAGUGAAUCCAAUGAAAAGGAAAGGAUUUAUGACUUUUUAAUGGGUCUUGACAAUAUCUUCUCAACAAUAAAGACUCAAAUUCUUGCUUCCAAACCUACUCCUACACUAAGGACGGCUUAG